Messenger RNA from Onychomys torridus (southern grasshopper mouse), 1892 nucleotides. It is a transcript of the gene Epor, whose product is annotated as erythropoietin receptor. Gene Ontology annotation, biological process: positive regulation of cell population proliferation; hemopoiesis; cytokine-mediated signaling pathway. Gene Ontology annotation, molecular function: protein binding; erythropoietin receptor activity. Gene Ontology annotation, cellular component: membrane; external side of plasma membrane. The transcript has 8 exons. The coding region runs from base 20 to 1708 and encodes 562 amino acids. The record is from RefSeq and is a predicted model, not a curated record. NCBI's taxonomy places the organism in Eukaryota, Metazoa, Chordata, Mammalia, Rodentia, Cricetidae.
CUUAUCUGUGCCCGACUGCAUGCUGGCCCCGCCCCCUGGAGGGAGCUGCACUUGGAAGCUCCUGGUCAGCUGUGUCCGGCAGCUGCUGCUGACCCAGCUGUGGACUGGGGGAAAGAGGAAAGGGGAGAAGAGGCGGGGGGACACGGAGGGGCUGGCGCCCUGGGCUUCCCGAAGCUGGGGCUGCGUCAUGGACCACCUCAGGGCGCCCCUCUGGCCUCGGGUUGGCCCGCUCUGUCUCCUCCUCGCUGGGGCAGCCUGGGCUCCCUCACCCAGCUUCCCGGACCCCUUUGAGAGCAAAGCGGCCCUGCUGGCAUCCCGGGGCACCGAAGAACUUCUGUGCUUCACCCAGCGGUUGGAGGACUUGGUGUGUUUCUGGGAGGAAGCGGCGAGCUCCGGGAUGGGCUUCAACUACAGCUUCUCUUACCAGCUCGAGGGUGAGUCACGAAAGUCAUGUCGCCUGCACCAGGCGCCCACGGUCCGCGGCUCCGUGCGUUUCUGGUGUUCACUGCCCACCGCCGACACGUCGAGCUUCGUGCCGCUCGAGCUGCGCGUGACGGCGGCCUCCGGAUCUCCUCGCUACCACCGCAUCAUCCAUAUCAAUGAAGUUGUGCUCCUGGACGCCCCCGCGGGGCUGCUGGCGCGCCGGGCAGAGGAGGGCAGCCACGUGCUGCUGCGCUGGCUGCCACCUCCUGGGGCACCUAUGACCACUCACAUCCGCUACGAGGUGGACGUGUCGGCAGGCAACCGGGCAGGGGGCACCCAAAGGGUGGAGGUCCUGGAAGGACGCACUGAGUGUGUCCUGAGCAACCUGCGCGGCGGGACGCGCUACACCUUCGCUGUUCGAGCGCGCAUGGCCGAGCCCAGCUUCAGCGGCUUCUGGAGCGCCUGGUCUGAGCCUGCGUCGCUGCUGACCGCUAGCGACCUGGACCCUCUCAUCCUGACGCUGUCUCUCAUCCUCGUUCUCAUCUCGCUGCUGCUGGCUGUGCUGGCCCUGCUGUCCCACCGCCGGAUUCUGAAGCAGAAGAUCUGGCCUGGCAUCCCGAGCCCAGAGAGUGAGUUCGAGGGUCUCUUCACCACCCACAAGGGUAACUUCCAGCUGUGGCUGCUCCAGCAUGAUGGCUGUCUGUGGUGGAGCCCAAGCAACUCCUUCCCAGAGGACCCACCUGCUCACCUGGAAGUCCUCUCAGAGCACUGCUGGGGGGUGACACCGGCAGGGGAACCAGGUGCAGAUGACCAGGGGCCCUUGCUGGAGCCGGUGGGCAGUGAGCGUGCCCAGGACACCUACCUGGUAUUGGAUGAGUGGUUGCUGCCCCGGAUCCCAUGCAGUGAGGACCUCUUGGGAUCCGGGGACAGUGUGGACCCGGUGACUAUGGAUGGAGGCUCAGAAGCAUCUUCCUGCCUGUCUGACUUGGCCUCAAAGCCCAGGCCAGAGGGCACCUCACCUUCCAGCUUUGAGUACACCAUCCUGGACUCCAACUCUCAGCGCCUGUACCCUCGGGCACUGCCUCCGGAGCUGCCUCCCACGCCACCUCACCUGAAGUACCUGUACCUUGUGGUGUCCGAUUCGGGCAUCUCAACAGAUUACAGCUCCAGGAGCUCCCAGGGAGUUCAUGGAGACUCGUCCGAUGGCCCCUACUCCCAUCCCUAUGAGAAUAGCCUGGUCCCGGACCCAGAGCCUCUGCACCCCAGCUACAUGGCUUGUUCCUAGGACUCCAGCCUAUAAGAUCCCAACCCCCCAACUUCUUGAACAAGGUUGGUGAGGACAUACUUAAAGUCACAGCUCACCUUGGCCCUCUGCCCAGCCCAGUCCUGCCCAGGAAGUGACAGCCUUGCACUGUUAAGAUGGACAGUUAUCUGUGUACAGAAAUAUAUACAUAGCGAUUUUUCUACCA